Molecule: messenger RNA, 413 nt
Organism: Episyrphus balteatus (marmalade hoverfly)
Lineage: Eukaryota; Metazoa; Arthropoda; Insecta; Diptera; Syrphidae
Exons: 2
Coding region: 66-368 (100 amino acids)
Source: RefSeq, a predicted model, not a curated record
ACCAUUAAGUGCUGUGUUCUAGUUUUCGCAUCUUAAGAAAAAAAAGAAAUAUUUUUUAUUAAAAAAUGCCUCAACCCGUAUCAGAAGAUUUAGAUUCAGAAUCUGUUGAAGUGUUGCGAGAGCGCUUGAGUUCAAUGAAACGUUUAAUGGCAGAACAACGCAACAGUCAAAAGUCAUCUUCAUCUGCAAGUACUGAAGAAAUAUGGUCAAGAAAUCGCCGAGCAUCUACCGGAAUAAUUGAUGGAAAUUUUCUUAGUUUUGCAUUUGGUGCAACAUUGAUUGGAAUUAUUAGUGUUGCAUUUUAUAUAUUCUACAGCUUGUAUCAAGCAGUUUUGAAGAAAUUUCCAUCUCCUCAUACUGAGUUGUAAGGUGGUGUUUUUUUGUACUGACAAUCUUUAAUAAACAUAAAAUCG